AUGAACGGCGCUCAAUUCACAGAUCGGGCAAACAAGGCCUUGCUGGAUGCCAGCGCUUUGGCCGAACAAUAUGCCCACUCGCAAAUCCUACCCCUCCACCUGGCUGUCUCUCUUCUCAACCCAGCUCCAGAUGAAUCCCAGGAUCAACAGCCCGUGGGCCACUCCUCCCACGAAUCCUCCUCUACCCCGCUAUUCCGCCAGGUCAUCGAACGCGCUCAUGGUGACCCUCAGCUGCUCGAUCGGUCACUAAUGAAGCUGUUGGUUCGUCUACCCAGCCAAGAUCCACCUCCAGAGACUGUCGCCGUCUCUCCACAGCUCGCAAAGGUUCUCCGAUCGGCCGCCGACCUGUCCAAGACCCAAAAGGACAGCUUCGUUGCGGUCGACCACUUGAUUCAAACCGUUGUGCAGGAUUCCCAGGUCGAGCGUGCCUUGCGCGACUCCAACGUCCCCAAUCUUAAAUUGAUUGACAGUGCCGUGCAGCAAAUCCGGGGAUCCCGGCGCGUCGACUCCAAGACCGCCGAUUCCGAGAGCGAAAAUGAGAACCUCAAAAAGUUCACCAUUGACAUGACUUCUCUCGCUCGCGAGGGUAAGAUCGAUCCCGUCAUUGGUCGCGAGGAGGAGAUCCGCCGUGUCAUUCGAAUCCUCAGUCGCCGAACAAAGAACAACCCUGUCCUCAUUGGUGAACCCGGUGUCGGUAAGACCACUAUUGUGGAGGGUCUGGCCCGCCGAAUCGUCAAUGCCGAUAUCCCCGCCAACCUGGCUCAAUGCAGACUCCUGUCUCUCGACGUCGGCUCCCUCGUAGCCGGCAGCAAAUACCGCGGCGAGUUCGAGGAGCGCAUGAAGGGCGUCCUCAAAGAAAUCGAAGACUCGAAGGACACCAUCGUUCUCUUUGUCGAUGAGAUCCACCUUUUGAUGGGCGCUGGAUCUAGUGGCGAGGGCGGCAUGGAUGCAGCCAAUCUCCUGAAGCCUAUGCUGGCUAGGGGCCAACUGCAUUGUAUCGGUGCGACCACUCUGAGUGAGUACCGCAAGUACAUUGAGAAAGAUCAGGCUUUCGAGCGCCGAUUUCAACAGGUUCUUGUCAAAGAGCCGUCGGUGUCCGAAACCAUCUCCAUUCUGCGUGGUCUCAAAGAGAAGUACGAAGUCCACCACGGUGUCAACAUUAUGGAUGGUGCCAUCGUUACUGCGGCUACCCUGGCUUCUCGUUACCUCACAGCCCGGCGUCUUCCCGACUCGGCAGUUGACCUCAUCGACGAGGCUGCAGCAGCGGUUCGAGUCACCCGUGAAUCCGAGCCCGAGGCCCUCGAUACCCUCGACCGAAAGCUCCGCCAACUCCAGAUUGAGAUCCAUGCCUUGGAGCGUGAGAAGGAUGACGCUUCCAAAGCUCGACUCGAAGUUGCCAAGCAGGAGGCUGCAAACGUUGCCGAGGAACUGCGACCCAUGCGCGAAAAGUACGAGAGCGAAAAGAAGCGCAGCAAGGAAGUGCAAGAUGCCAAGAUCAAGCUCGACUCCCUGAAAGUCAAGCGUGACGAGGCUGAGCGAUCUGGCGAUACUCAAACUGCUGCCGAUCUCGAAUACUAUGCCAUUCCUGAGACCAAGAACCUCAUCGAGCGUCUUGAGGCUGAUCGAGCCCGAGCUGACGCGGAGCGACAAGCUACCGCUGGUGAGGGUGGCGAGGCUCUACUCGCCGAUGCAGUUGGUCCCGACCAGAUCAACGAGAUCGUUGGUCGCUGGACUGGUAUCCCUGUCACACGACUUCGUACCACCGAGAAGGACAAAUUGCUCAACAUGGAGAAGAAGUUGGGUAAGAUUGUGAUCGGCCAGAAGGAAGCGGUUGUCUCAGUUUCGAACGCCAUCCGACUGCAACGCUCCGGCCUUAGCAAUCCGAACGCCCCUCCAAGCUUCCUCUUCUGCGGUCCUUCGGGUACCGGUAAGACUCUACUCACGAAGGCUUUGGCUGAAUUCCUCUUCGACGACCCCAAGGCCAUGAUCCGAUUCGACAUGUCCGAAUACCAGGAGCGCCAUUCACUCAGCCGAAUGAUCGGUGCUCCCCCCCGGCUACUCGAGAAGGCAGCCAAGGAAGUUCUCACCGUCCUCUUACAACUCAUGGACGACGGUCGUAUCACUGACGGCCAAGGUCGCAUCGUCGAUGCCAAGAACUGCAUCGUCGUCAUGACCUCCAACUUGGGAGCCGAAUACCUUGCCCGCCCAACAUCCAACGAUGGCCAAAUCGACUCGCAAACCCGCGAGAUGGUCAUGGGCGCACUCCGCAACUACUUCCUGCCGGAAUUUCUCAACCGUAUCUCCAGCACCGUCAUCUUCAACCGUCUCACCAGGAAGGAGAUCCGCAGGAUCGUCGACCUCCGUCUCAACGAGGUCCAGCAACGCCUAGAGCACAACGGCCGCAAUGUCGAAAUCUACUGCACCGAGGAAGUCAAGGAUUAUCUCGGUGCUGCGGGUUACUCGCCAGCUUAUGGUGCCCGUCCCUUGCAGCGUCUCAUCGAGCGCGAAGUCCUCAAUCGCCUUGCUGUUCUUAUUCUUCGUGGCAGUGUCCGGGAUGGCGAGCAGGCUCGUGUUGUUCUUCGCGAUGGUCACCUCGACGUCUUGCCUAACCACCAUAGUCCCACCGAUAGCGACGGAGAUGAAUCAAUGAGUGAUUCUGACUCUGACUCAUCUGCCGCUGAUAUGGACGGUGACACUGGUAACAUGGAUCUCUAUGAUGAGUAG
Messenger RNA from Penicillium waksmanii, 2724 nucleotides. Its product is annotated as ATP-dependent Clp protease ATP-binding subunit. The coding region runs from base 1 to 2724 and encodes 907 amino acids. Gene Ontology annotation, molecular function: ATP binding; ATP hydrolysis activity. Gene Ontology annotation, cellular component: cytosol; cytoplasm. The transcript is spliced from 2 exons. Gene Ontology annotation, biological process: cellular response to heat. Lineage: Eukaryota; Fungi; Ascomycota; Eurotiomycetes; Eurotiales; Aspergillaceae. The record is from RefSeq and is a predicted model, not a curated record.